Molecule: messenger RNA, 1041 nt
Organism: Temnothorax curvispinosus
Lineage: Eukaryota; Metazoa; Arthropoda; Insecta; Hymenoptera; Formicidae
Product: elongation of very long chain fatty acids protein AAEL008004-like
Exons: 4
Coding region: 127-933 (268 amino acids)
Biological process (GO): fatty acid elongation, saturated fatty acid; sphingolipid biosynthetic process; fatty acid elongation, monounsaturated fatty acid
Cellular component (GO): endoplasmic reticulum membrane
Molecular function (GO): fatty acid elongase activity
Source: RefSeq, a predicted model, not a curated record
GUCUAGCGUUGCGAAGUUACGGAGGUAAUCAUUGACGUUUAAGUGUCAUAAAUAAAAUAAAAUAAGUUAAUGAGUUAAACACAAGAAAUAUAGAUAUAUUGUGAUAUUGAUUACGUUUCUUCUGCAAUGGGUUUGGGAGAAAUAUACAAUUAUUUGUUCGUAGAACUAUCAGUUCCAUACACUCGCGAAUGGUCACUCAUAGCCACGCCGUAUCCACUAAUGCUAAUAAUAUUCAUGUAUAUAUAUUUUGUUCUUUACGCUGGUCCUCGCUAUAUGAAAAAUCGACCGCCAUAUGAAUUGAGAACCUUUAUAUUAAUUUAUGACGUAAUUCAAAUUCUGGCAAACUUGUGGUUCGUUAAAGAGCAUAUAUCUGCCGGUUGGUCUACAGACGUUGCCUUUAAUGGUAUUUUCUACAUGAACCAUUGUGUGACACACAGUAAACUACCUCUUAAUAUGAUUAAACUAUUCGAUAUGGUGUGGUGGCUAGGUUUUCUCAAACUUUUUGAUUUCGUCGAAACCUGCAUAUUUGUAUUAAGAAAGAAACAAAACCAGGUCUCUGGUUUGCACGUGUACCAUCAUGUAUCUAAUUUGACAUUUCUCUGGUAUUAUUUGAAGUACUCUUUGGAUGAAAGAGCGACAUUUAUUUCAUUGUUUAAUUGUGCCGUGCAUGUAAUCAUGUAUAUAUACUAUUUCAUCGCUGGAUGGAGUCCAGAUCUCCAACAGUUGAUAUCUCCCGUCAAACCAUUUAUAACUAAGCUACAGAUGGUACAAUUUAUUGUGAUGAUAGCAGUUAUAGUACCGCCGAUUUUGAAUCCCAACUGCGAAUUGCAACGAGGAAUAGCAGUUAUCUUUAUUGGAAACUUACUUGUAUUUCUGUACUUAUUUAAUGAUUUUUAUAAAAAAAGCUAUACAUCUAAACAGAAGAAUAAAUAACAUUGAGAAACGAUUUUACUAUACGGUUAAGCAGAUAAUACUAAUUAUAUAUAUGUACAAAUUUCAAUAUAUAAUUAAUAUUAUCUAUUAAAUAUAUUAAAUAAAUAU